GGCGGACAUUGGUGCGGAAGGGCUGUGAGGCGUUCAAGAUGGCGGCGCCCUGUGGAGUGGAGCUACUCUAACAGAGGUGCCUGGAGACUGAAUUGGUUGGUGGCUCCAAGGGAGUCCUCCAGGCAGGAAGGACACCGUGUGUGAGAGAGAGACACUGCCACCAUGGCUCGGGAGCAGCCCAGCAUGGGGGAUCUGCUCCCUCUCCUGGAGACAGCCGACCUCCACCAGCUUGAAGAGAUCAAGGGCCUUAUUAAUGAGCAGCUCAGCACCGAACGAGGGUCUGUGCUGCUCAACGGGCUGGUGGAUUACUUUCUAGAAACAAACUCUCCCGAGGCCAUGCAUAUCCUCUGCUCGGUCAGAGAGCCACAUGACAAGCACCUUCUGGACAAAAUGAACGAGUGUAUGACCAAGCAGUCCUGCCGGCUGCCCACCCUCACAAUGUUAGGGCAUGUCAUCCGCAAGCAGCCUUCCUGGAUCCACAAGAUUGCUCGAUAUCCUCUUCUGCUCUCACUGCUCAAAUGCCUAAAGAUGGAUACGGACGUGGUGGUGCUGAUUACCGGCGUGUUGGUGCUGAUCACACUACUUCCCAUGAUUCCUCAAGCAGGGAAACAACACCUGUGGGAGUACUUUGACAUUUUUGGUCGCCUGGCAUCUUGGAACCUAAAGAAUCCCGGGCACAUUUCAGAGGUUUACUUGAUCCACCUUCACGCUAGCGUCUACUCUCUCUUCCACCGUCUGUAUGGCAUGUAUCCUUGCAACUUUGUGUCCUACCUGCGCUCUCACUACAGCAUGAAGGAAAACGUGGAAACCUUUGAGGAGGUGGUCAAGCCAAUGCUCGAACACGUCCGUAUCCACCCUGAAUUGGUGACGGGAACCAAGGAUUACGAGCUUGACCCAACCAGGUGGAAGAAGUAUGAAAUCCACGAUAUUGUCAUUGAAUGUGCCAAAGUAUCUCUCGACCCAAAGGAGGCCUCUUGUGAGGAAGGAUAUGCCACCAUGCCUGAGAACUUUUACCCUCACAUCCAUCUGCGACCACAGGAUUGCACCUCCAGCCCAUACACAGACCUCCACAGCAGCUAUGGAAGCUCCUCAUCGACCCCGUUCUCCACGCCACGGCAGCCCCUGCCUCCGCCCCUGUCUUUGCCCCCCUUCUCAGGGACACAGCCGACCAGCCGCAGCCCCCCGACCUCCAAACGUCAGAACUCCACCGGUGAACUUAACUCCUCCUAUGGGGGUAAGGACCCACUGUGGAGCCCCUCGUCCUUGUGUGGAAUGGCUUCGCCCCCUUCAUCCAGAGGCAUGUCACCCAACUUCGAGCUCUCUCACAGUGCAACUCACCUUCCCAGCCGCUUUCAUAGUACUUCAGGAGGGAAAGGAACACCUGCGUCGAGUACGCCAGCCACCUCUUCACCACCUCCCACACUACCGGAUGACUUUCCUAUCGUCUCCUUACCGGCCAACACCGUCCAAUCCAGUCCACCUAGAAAAGAACGGAGGCACGUCGACAGCAGUAAGCCUGCACUGGUGAGACAGGAACCUGUGAAAGACUCUGAAAAACCUGGAGCCACAAACCGAGGUGAUGACGAGAAUAUGUCCAUGACAUUGACGGAGCUGUCGUUUUUCAUGAAGAAACAGGAGUUGGAACUUCAGCUGAGAACAGAAAAAGAAAAAGAAGAGGCGGCCAUCACAGAAGAGCUGCUGAAGAUCACGGAGGACAAGCAGGAGCUGUCAGGCCUGAGGGGUUUUGACUCCCCUUUCUACCGCACCACUGAGACUCUGACGGGCUGCCAGGCACAAGACAAGAACCUCACCAACAGCCAACCUGGAGACACACGCCAUGUUGUGUCUUCCCCAAACAAAGUGGAGAACAUUGCCAGUAGCAGUGUUCUUGAACAAGGAGGGGGAGCGGGAGAGAGCCAGAGUUCAGCCGUUGGCCUGGAACAAUCCUGGCCCUUCUUGUCAGGUUUCACACCCAUCGAUCACCACUUGCACCGCAGCCCUUCUGCCCCGGAGGACGAAGUGGGCAAGUUUGGGAUGUUCUCGCCAAGUCCGUGCAGCAAGACACCUGCCCCGGUGCCGUACGAGGUGUUCUUUGACCUCGCUUUGCCCAGAGCCGCCUCGCUUUACGUGGGCCAGAAGACAUCGGAGGCCGUCAAAAAGGUGGCACUGGAGCGGCUUUCAAGACAGGAAGAGGGGCUGGAGGAUUUGAACGAGGAGGGGGUUGCUAUUACUUCACCACUGGAGGUGCUGGAUCGCCUUGUUCAGCAGGGAAGCGAUACCCAUGAUAAAGUCCUUAAGAGAUUACCUUUGCCAAGUAAAUCAGCUGACUGGACGCACUUUGGAGGUUCGGCUCCGACUGACGAGCUCCAAACACUGCGCAGCCAGCUGCUCCUGUUGCACAACCAGUUGCUGUACGAGCGCUACAAGAGGGAGCAGCACGCCGUCCGCAACCGACGCCUCCUGCGACGCAUCAUCAACGCAACGGCACUGGAAGAGCAGAACAAUGCAAUGAAGGACCAGCUGAACCUGCAGAGUGUGGACAUCACGUCUCUGAGGGAGAGUCUCCAGGUGGAGCAGCAGCGGUACAGGCAGCUGUGGGACGACCGGGAGACGGUGGUGACCCGCCUGCACAGUCAAAUCCGACAGUUGCAGCAGGGGCGAGACGACUACUACACCAAAAACCAAGAGCUCCAGAGCAAGUUAAACGAGUGUCAGAAAAGGAUGGAUGAUUUGGAGGCGGAGCUUCAAGGGGCAAAUAACCGAGUCUGUCACACUGGACACCUGCUCAAACAGAUGACCAUCAAGCUGAGCAACAGUGAAUGCACCCAGCAGCAGAUGAGCUUCCUCAACAAGCAGCUACUGCUCCUCGGGGAGGCACAUAAGCUGUCCAUGCAGGAGCUGCAGCACGUAGGCGGAGAUAACACCAAGAAGCCCACCACCCAAGAGACCCAAAUGCUGCAAGCCUCUUCCAGAAAAGAAAUGGAGUCCCUGAGACAGAGCCUGCUGGUUCAGGGCCAGAAACUUGAGGCGGCACAUCAGAGGGCCGCUGAACUGGAGACGCUCCUCUCCAAGAAGGAGCACCUCAUCGCGGAACAGAAGAAGUUUCUGGAGGAUGUAAAAUGCCAAGCAAAGGUAGAACUUCAAGCCUCAGACAGCAGGUAUCAGGCUCAGAGGAGAAUAACUCAACUCCUCCAGACUGAACUCCUGCAGCUCUACAGCAAAGUAGAGACGGAGGCUCCAGCUAACCGGGCUUCUGUCUCACCACCAGGGGGCAGAGCUGAGCCGCACACAGCUACUGACUCCAGGUUCCUGGUGCCUGACGGACCAAGUAAAAGUUGCACCAAGGAGGAGUCAGACGGUAGACCACCACAUGACUCUCCCUGCGGCAACGGCAGCACUUUAUUAGCAGGGCAACCAAAGGCCAGCAAAUCUUCCAAGAGUUCUGUCAACGGCAGCCAAGAGCCGGACCCCUCCCCCCCCCUGUCCAACACCCACCUCGCACCUCUGCCCGCCUCUGACGCGCCACUCACCGUGGGCUCCUACCCCAGCGCCAAAAGCUUCCUGGGCAUGAGGGCGCGCGAGCUUUUCCGCAACAAAAGCGAGAGCCAGUGUGACGAGGAGCAGCCGCAGGUGUCGCCGCCCUCCGUCGCCGGCCUCGCCCACGGCCUGAAGACCGAGCUGUGCACGGAGUCGCCCUGCCCCGUUUACGUCGCCCGCAUCGGCCCGGCGCCCUCCCUUACUCCCACUCAAGCCCCGACUCCUGUCACCUUUAAGGAUGCUUCUGAGCCCAGGCAGCGGGCCCCCAGUCAGGAAAGCCCCCGUAGGAAGGCCGGAGGAGGAGGAGGAGGCGGAGUCUCGGCGGGGGCGGGACGGCCCAGACAGCAGCAGCUAAAGAUCAUGGACUACAACGAAACUCAUCACGAGCCCAGUUAGAGCCCAGGAGACUGAAGAUUGAGAAGACAACUCUUUGAAAGUCAGUGUUAUUUGUUCCAUUUCUUGGAGUGGACAACAGGAUUUCACUUUUUUUGUUUUUUUCCCCCCCCAGACAAUUAUGUCUGACAAGCGGUUAGGUCCAAUUUUGUUCCGUUCAUACCAAGCACUGCUUUUUUUUCCUUUUUUUUUUUUUUUGCUCCUGCACAAUAAUGGUGAGGGUUUAUAGUGUCAAAUGUGAAGUAAACACCGUACAGGUGUGGCCGCACCUUUAUUUUGGUGACUAUUUACAUUGUAGAUUGUCACAUCAAAACUAUGAAUGGAGUUAUGUACUUAACUGAAAGCAUAUUUUAUAUUCUAGUUUCUUCAAAAUAGCCACACUCUUGGCGUUCUCCGGUUGAGCUUCGAGCACACCUGUGACGUGAAAACCAUGUCAGGUGACUA
Molecule: messenger RNA, 4374 nt
Organism: Entelurus aequoreus (snake pipefish)
Lineage: Eukaryota; Metazoa; Chordata; Actinopteri; Syngnathiformes; Syngnathidae
Gene: tsc1b
Product: TSC complex subunit 1b
Exons: 22
Coding region: 163-3933 (1256 amino acids)
Biological process (GO): negative regulation of TOR signaling; negative regulation of cell population proliferation; regulation of cell cycle
Cellular component (GO): TSC1-TSC2 complex
Source: RefSeq, a predicted model, not a curated record